CCCCGACCCUCAGCCUCCCUCAUGCCUAAGAACAGUAAGGUGACGCAGCGCGAGCAAAGCCAUGAGCACGUCACAGAGUCUGUGGCCGACCUGCUCGCGCACGAGGAGCCGCUCGACUACAAGAGCAGCUCCUUGAACGUCGGAGGGGCUGCUGGGAAGAAAGGCCCGCAGAUAGAGGUGCCAGAGAACGAUGGACGCCCCGCAUGGAACAGUAAACUGCAGUACAUCCUGGCCCAGGUGGGCUUCUCUGUGGGCCUGGGGAACGUGUGGCGCUUCCCUUACCUGUGCCAAAAAAAUGGAGGAGGUGCAUAUCUGGUACCCUACUUUAUCCUCCUCCUCAUCAUUGGCAUCCCACUGUUCUUCUUGGAGCUGGCGGUGGGUCAGAAGAUCCGACGUGGGAGCAUUGGGGUGUGGAACUACGUCUGUCCCCGUCUGGGUGGGAUAGGGAUGUCUAGUCUGAUGGUGUGUGGUUUUGUGGGGCUCUACUAUAAUGUGAUUAUCGGUUGGAGCAUCUUCUACUUCUUCCAGUCUUUCCAGUAUCCUCUGCCUUGGAGCGACUGUCCAAUCAGAAAGAAUGGGACACUGGCCAUUGUGGAGCCGGAGUGUGAAAAAAGCUCAGCCACGACAUAUUUCUGGUACCGUCAGACUCUGAACACGACCAGUACCAUCGCAGAGAGCGGUGGCCUCAACGUAAAGAUGACCCUGUCUCUGCUGGUGGCCUGGAUCAUCGUCUGCCUCGCAGUCAUUAAAGGAAUCGCCUCCUCUGGGAAGGUGAUGUACUUCAGCUCUCUCUUUCCAUAUGUGGUGCUGUUCUGCUUCCUGGUUCGAGGUUUAAUGCUGAAAGGCUCCGUAGAUGGUAUCGCUCACAUGUUCACCCCUAAGCUGGAAAAGAUGUUGGAGCCUCAGGUUUGGAGGGAGGCAGCCACUCAAGUGUUCUUUGCCCUCGGUCUGGGCUUUGGAGGAGUCAUAGCCUUCUCCAGUUACAAUAAGAUAGAUAACAACUGUCAUUUCGACGCCGUCCUCGUCUCCUUCAUCAACUUUUUCACCUCCAUUCUGGCCACACUGGUGGUGUUUGCUGUGCUGGGAUUCAAGGCAAACAUCAUGAAUGAAAAGUGUGUCGUCGAGAAUGCUGAAAAAAUCCUGGGAUACCUCAACUCCAAUGUCCUGAGUCACGACCUCAUCCCUCCACAUGUGAACUUCUCCCAUCUGACCUCAUCAGACUACAAUGAGAUGUACCAGGUCAUCAAGACUGUGAAGGAGGGCAGCUUCACCCAGCUCGGUCUGGAGCCCUGUGUCCUGGAGGACGAACUCAACAAGUCCGUUCAGGGCACCGGCCUGGCCUUCAUCGCCUUCACAGAGGCCAUGACCCAUUUCCCAGCAUCCCCGUUCUGGUCGGUCAUGUUCUUCUUCAUGCUCAUCAACCUCGGUCUGGGCAGUAUGAUCGGCACCAUGACCGGCAUCACCACACCUGUCCUCGACACUUACAAGGUGCAGAAGGAGCUUUUCACAGUCUGUUGCUGCAUCAUCGCCUUCUUCUGUGGUUUGCUGUUUGUUCAACGCUCAGGGAAUUAUUUCGUCACCAUGUUUGAUGAUUACUCUGCUGGUCUGCCUCUCACUGUCGUCGUCAUCCUGGAAAAUCUGUCUGUCGCUUGGAUCUAUGGCACAAAAAGGUUCAUGCAGGAUCUGGAAGACAUGUUGGGAUUCAGACCGAGUAGGAUCUAUUUCUACCUGUGGAAGUACGUCUCCCCUAUCUGUCUCAUCGUCCUCAUCUCAGCCACGGUCAUAGAAAUGACCAUCAGCCCUCCGGGAUACAACGCCUGGGUUCAGGAGCUGGCUCAGGAGCGUUUCCAGAGCUACCCGCCGUGGGCCCUGACCAUGUGUUUCGCUCUGAUCGUGCUGGCCAUGCUUCCCCUCCCCGUCGUCUUCAUCGCCCGUCACUUCAACCUGAUGUCAGACGGCUCCAAUAAGCUGUCCGUCUCCUACCGUAAAACCAUGAUGAAGGACAUGUCCAACCUGGAGGAGCAGGACGAGGCCCGGUUCAUCCUCGGCGCCAAGUCUGGUGAUGCCCCGUCGUCUGGUCCGGGUCGCAGGGCCUAUCUGACCCCAGGAGGGAACAAAACCCUGGACCCCAACUCCCUGUCUCCAAACAGCUGCUACGGUACGAGCUACCAGAACGCCGCCAUCAGCCCCACCACGCCAACGACACCCACCACGCCUGUUACACCGGUGACGCCAGAGUCUGACUCAUGACUGCUGUCCAAUCCCCCUUAAACACACCUUCUGACAUGUUGUCCUGUAGCAGUUUACCUUUUAUCCUGAAAAUGUCCAGUGGGGCUCCCUGCAGUGCAGAGAAUCGUCAUCACUGUUCUUCUAAAAUCACAAAACUGUCUGUAGUUACCCUUUGAAUGCAACAUAACACAAAUAUGAGCAUUUUUUGUGUCUGGCUGGACAAAGAGUCAGAAUCUGUAUCUUCAUUUUAAUUCAUUAGCUUUAUGUGCUUAGGAUGAUGUGUGAUCUGCUUUGCUUGCCAUUUUUUUAGAUUCACAAAAAUGGCAAAAAUAAAUUACGAAAUUGCGCAGGGAUCUUAAAGAAUGAAUGUAGUAGAGCUGGUGAGGUCUGGACCUGGUCUGGAGCUGCAACAGCUGUUUACUCAGUACAAGGGAACAGAAAGCAAAGAUGAAUGUGGGUUUAAUUUUAAUGUUAUUAGCGUUGCAUUGAUACCUGUAGCUCUGCAGUGGAAGUCAACCACAGAAAAAGUUUCUUUCUAUUAGAUUUUGUGCAGGGAUUUUAAUGUGUGCAUAUAGGUUAGUACGCUGAGCACUGACAUGCACCUCUGCUGUGAUGCUCUGGCUUAGAAAACAUGUCUCAUUGGGUGAAUUUGUUUUAACAGGGCUCUCUGUGUUAAACUAUGCUUAAGGCUGCUAUAAAGACACCCCUUUGUGUUCCGUCGUCGUUUGCGCACAUAACGUUUCACACCCCGAAUCAACCUCCUGCUGUUUGUGUGUAGUCAGUAUUGUUGUUAACCAUGCUGUACAGAGUGCUGUCUUGUAAUAUAACAUAGGAUAUUAAUGUUUUUAUUACCUGGGGAGAUCUACAGCCCCUGUGUCGUCAUCCAUCCUAUAUCUUAAAUGUUGUCUAACUUGUGUGUUAAGGCAUCGCUUAUUUCAGUUUCUCCACCAAAGAGUAAAAAUUACAGAGUAAAUACUUGAAACCUACAUAUUUAUAUUAUAAAGUACAGGACAUACAUGCCAAACUGUAUUAAAAGUUAACGAAAAAUCAAACAAAACAAUCAUCACAUACAAAAAUUAAAUGCACAAUUUUCCUGCGUCAUGCAGUUGAACACAAAUUAAUACAGCUACAAAAGCACAGAAAAGAUAUUGCAUAAUCAUUGGGCACAAGCAGAUUACUGACCCUAAUGGCUGGCCUACAUUUUUGAGACUUAAGCACAUGUGAACAUUUAAAUAAUGGUCGGCCUCAAAUAAUAUAUUUAUAGUGGAGCACAAAACCCAAGGCAUAAACUAUAUUCAAUAUGGACCAAUGAUUUACAAUGGAACAAAUAUAGAUAAAAUAUCAAAAACUACAUAAAACUGAACUACUAUGAGCCUUAGACAACAUCCCCUUACACAUUGAUGCACAAAGUAAAGAUGCUGAAAUGCACACAUAAACACUGUUUCUGUACAUCCGUAGAAUAAUUGACCUCAAGAACUCAGUGAAGGAAACUGUGUUCAACAUAUUUGAUUCAUGGUUAAAGAAAAAAAAAAAAGUAUGAACAUGUGUAAAAAAAAAAAUUUCCUGUAUGCGUUUCAUUUUUUUUACACACUGACAGUAAAUAGUGCAAUAGUACAAAAAUUCCCAAUGAGUAUAUUUAGUUCCUAUUAAUAGAGGAUGAUACCUUUAUUUAUUUUUUUAUCACAAUGUUCAAAGCCAUGGUUUUAAGGAGUAAAUGGACUAUAUUUAUAUUCCUGUAUAUUUAUAGUGUAUCUAGGUUGAAGUGUACGGAUGAAUGAACAGAUUUAUCUUUUAAAAGUGACCAGUGUAUAUGCAUAUAUAUAUAUAUAAAUUCAGACUGUAUAUUUUCACUUUGAAUCUGUUUUGUAGUUUGUGUCAAUACUUCAUGUUGUGGGCUGUGAAAAUGUCACUGGAAGGUGGAGGUGAUGUGUGUUUUGUUCCCACUGGGAGCUGUGACCUCCAUCUGAACCUCAAAAUUAAUGUCGACUGUGUGUUUACUGGCCUGUUUGUUUUUAGCCACACUAGUAGUAAGUGUUACGUGUCAUUUGGCCCAAUGUUACACAAAUAUGUGCUAUUCUUUUAGUCCACAUGGUCUUUGUACUGACUGUACAUGAAAUAAUACAGUGCCACUUCCACUUAGAGCUCAGUCUGAAUGUCUUUCCUCUGGUGCCACCUACAGGCCACACCUGAUAUUUCUGCCUCAUGGAACUCUAAAAGCAACAUUUUUUUUUUCCAUCAAUCCAAAUAUUUCAUUUCCUGAUGUGUCAUGAGCAUCAGUACUGCAAGGGUGGCUUUAAACAUUAAGACAUGUUGUGUUUCUUGUAUUAAUUUGUCUGUAAGGUCCAUGUGUGUCCUGCUGUGAGGCGUCUUUGUUUUCUGUAAAUAGUCUGUAUAAUCAAACUAUUCUAAGGAUUGUUUUUAUUUAUGUGAACUAUAUUACUGUCUGAAAAAGUAACUGUGUUAGCAGUAAAUGUAAAAAGUAAUAAUGAAUGUGACAAAUGCACAUUUUUCACUCAGACUGUUGUCCUUAGAGCAGUAACUUCAACAUCUGUGUAAAAGCAAUAUCAAGAUUAUUUUAACUAAAGAAUAACUGUGGCUGGAAAACACCUGAGUUUCAGGUUCAGAACAAUGAUUAUAAGAUGCAUAAAGGGAUAUUAUAGGCUAAAUCUUCCUUAAAAGUGCUAGUGUGUGUGUGGGUGUGGGUGUGUUGGUGUGUGAUUUCUCCUCAUAACCUGGUGGUGCAGGGCCUUAUUGAGCACAUGGUUCACUAUCUGUACAGGAGACACAUUUAGAAAUGUCCCUUUACAGCAUCUCUCUCUUUCUCCUCAGUCUUUAUGAUUGUAAGAUACAUGACAUUUAUUGUAAAUAAAAAAAAAAGAA
This is a messenger RNA of Sphaeramia orbicularis (orbiculate cardinalfish), 5109 nucleotides long. Its product is annotated as sodium-dependent neutral amino acid transporter SLC6A17-like. The transcript has 11 exons. NCBI's taxonomy places the organism in Eukaryota, Metazoa, Chordata, Actinopteri, Kurtiformes, Apogonidae. Bases 22 to 2250 code for a protein of 742 amino acids. Gene Ontology annotation, biological process: alanine transport; L-leucine transport; sodium ion transmembrane transport. The record is from RefSeq and is a predicted model, not a curated record. Gene Ontology annotation, cellular component: synaptic vesicle; plasma membrane.